GCUUUACGCGUCUCCUUAAAGUUGACCUUUGCUCCUCCAUCAUCCUCCGUGUAUACCCUCCCUUAAAAAAUUUCAUCUCCCCUUGUUUUAUUAUAAAAAAUGGGUCGCCCUCUUUACUCCAAAGCGUACCAGACAGAGCCUAUCAUAAGAGAGCCAGAGGCUCCUUGCUCUUACGCAAAAUGGUCAUACAUCAACGCUUUUGACCCAGACUCUGACGAGUUUUUCGAAAACGACCAGGCGGUAUACGAGGCCUUCGUUGACCACGUGCCUGUGGAACACUCGGAAGACGAAGAAGAUACGGAGGAGGACAGGGAUAUGGUAGUCAUCAGACUAGACAUCUCUGGCGAGGACAGUUUUAGCGACCGUGACAGUCCAAUGGCUGUUGGCGCUGAUGACUUCGCCCAGUACAUUGCUCAUGCCUACCGAAGGCAGACAGCAGAGACGGAAAUUCCCGUCCGAGUUCGUCUCGCAGCCCACAGCACCGCUGGCGAUGUCCAGAGUGACGCGCCAAUGUCCCACGAAUCAAUAGAGAUCGAUUCUUCGCGGGAUACUGUGGUACCAUUAGACGUACCUCCACAGCCACUACCCAUCACGCAGCUACACAUUAAUGCCUCUGAUCACGCGCAUCAUGAACCUCAAGAUGAACUCCCCCUUCCACCUCCAAGCGCACCAAUCCCUGUUCCCGGCGCACGCACCCAGCCCUCUUCGUCUGUUGAAGGGUUAUCUUUCUCCUCGUUCUACCACCAGCAUGUACCAUUAACACCACCCUCGCACCACACACCCUUUACUCGUUUUUCCCCAUCACCACCCCCCACAGUCUCACCCCGUAUAUACACUUGGGCGUCCCAUCGCCAGACAUAUUCGCCCGCCGGCACGAGUCCUCUACCUAACACUAACGCACGCAUGUCUCAUGCUCAUAUUUCCCCCGCACUCGUCCGUGUCCGAGACGUCAUGGCUUGAUUAUAAAUCUUUAAAACGUCCCAAUCUCUUGAUACAUAACAUCUUCCUUUCCUUCACUUUGACUAGGGUUUUCCAGGCGUUCUAGCACGCACAAUCCACAUGAUCUUUAUCCCACUUCAUACACUCAGCUAAUCCAUUACUUAUGCACUAUUACAAUGGCCCUCGAUGACCUACAUCCAUCAUUGCUGUACUAUCCUGUGCUUCUAUAGUCGUUGCAUAGCGGUGUGGUAUAGAUUAGAUCUGGUGCUUUGAAUUCAUCCGCUUUCAA
Molecule: messenger RNA, 1228 nt
Organism: Suillus clintonianus
Lineage: Eukaryota; Fungi; Basidiomycota; Agaricomycetes; Boletales; Suillaceae
Exons: 1
Coding region: 100-960 (286 amino acids)
Source: RefSeq, a predicted model, not a curated record